AUGUACGAAGCUUUAUUGAAACGAGAAACCUCGUUGGAAAAACAGACUUCAAGUAUGGUUACUGCUGAUGUAGUCUAUAUCUUAUUUUGUUCCUUUGGGGUGUUUUUAAUUACUCCGGGGAUUGCAAUGUACUAUAUGGGUUUUAUGAAGAGAAAGAAUAUAGUGCAAGUGUUAUUUCAAAGUUAUAUGACCACUGCGGUGGUGGUGAUUCUUUGGUAUUUGAUCGGGUAUUCAAUUGCUAAUUCACCUUCUAGUUCUUCUACCAUGUAUGGGGACUUGGCCCAUGCUGCUUUGCAUAAUGAAGAGGCAAAACCCCUUUUAGAAGAUGGUUCGAUACCCUCAGUUGUUAAUUUUUGUUUUAAUGUUUUCUUCCCGGUUGCAACUGCACAAAUUUUCUUGGGUGCAAUUGGUGAAAGAGGUCGAGUAUUACCUUCACAAAUCAUUGGGAUAUUAUUCACUAUCGCUGUUUAUUCUCCACAAGCGUUUUGGACCUGGUCUGGAUGGCUUUAUAACCUCGGGGCCCUUGAUUUUGCCGGGGGUGGUCCAGUCCAUAUUUCCAGUGGGGUUGCUUCUUUAGUUUACUCAUUUUAUCUUGGUCCAAGAGGACACCCUGAAGUUAAAAUCGGUAAGGUUCCUCAUUAUAAGGGCCAUUCUGCCUUAACCACCUUCAUUGGUGUCACUUUGAUUUGGGGUGCUUGGUUUUGUUUCAAUUCCGGUACUUUAUUAGCAGUCAAUACUAGAACUGGUUAUAUCUUUUUAAAUACUAUUUUAGCUUCUUCAUUUGCCAGUGUCACCUAUGUCAUUUUGGAUAAGCUCAUCACUGGUAAGUAUAGUUUAAUGGCUGCCUGUGAUGGGGUUAUAGUUGGUUUGGUUAAUAUUACUCCAAGUUGUGGAUUUUACCCACCUUGGGCUGCUGCAAUUACUUCAAUAAUCAAUGCUUCUAUUUGUAGAAGUUUAGGAAACUUCAACCAAUGGGUGGGUAUUGAUGAUUCAAGUCAUUCAUUCGUUGUUCAUGGAGUUGGUGGGAUUAUUGGUUCAACCUUGACUGGGAUUUUUGCAUCCAAAACCAUUGCUGGAUACGAUGGGGUUACUGAUAUUGAAGGUGGUUGGAUCAACGGACAUUUUGUUCAGCUUGGUCACCAAAUCGCUGCCUGGACUUCAAUUGUUAUUUGGACCGCAGUCUUCACCUAUAUUAUCAUUUUCAUUGUUGAUCAUAUUCCUGGUUGUAAAGUUACGGCCGAUGCCGAUGCCCAAGAAAUGGGGAUGGACUUAUAUGAAAUGUCCGAGACUUUAGAUGAGUUUGGUAACAAUUAUGAUGAAUUUUUCUCAAGCUAUGCUCAUAGAUUACGGGAAAUUGCCGAUGCAAUUGACCAUCAUAAGAAUAGACACGGUACUAUUGAAGUAUUAGAGGGUACAUCAGCAAAUGGUUCUGAUUCAAUCCAUUCGGUUAAUGUUCACUAUGAACAAAAAGUGUAA
This is a messenger RNA of Hyphopichia burtonii NRRL Y-1933, 1476 nucleotides long. RefSeq names its product ammonium transporter. The record is from RefSeq and is a predicted model, not a curated record. The transcript has a single exon. Gene Ontology annotation, molecular function: ammonium channel activity. NCBI's taxonomy places the organism in Eukaryota, Fungi, Ascomycota, Pichiomycetes, Serinales, Debaryomycetaceae. The coding region runs from base 1 to 1476 and encodes 491 amino acids. Gene Ontology annotation, cellular component: plasma membrane. Gene Ontology annotation, biological process: ammonium transmembrane transport.